This is a messenger RNA of Gracilinanus agilis (Agile Gracile Mouse Opossum), 2707 nucleotides long. It is a transcript of the gene PPIF, whose product is annotated as peptidylprolyl isomerase F. Gene Ontology annotation, cellular component: mitochondrion. The transcript is spliced from 6 exons. Gene Ontology annotation, biological process: protein peptidyl-prolyl isomerization; protein folding; regulation of mitochondrial membrane permeability involved in programmed necrotic cell death. The record is from RefSeq and is a predicted model, not a curated record. The coding region runs from base 606 to 1238 and encodes 210 amino acids. Lineage: Eukaryota; Metazoa; Chordata; Mammalia; Didelphimorphia; Didelphidae. Gene Ontology annotation, molecular function: peptidyl-prolyl cis-trans isomerase activity.
AUAAGCAAACAAAUAUGUACAAAGUUAUAUUUAUAUAAACAGGAAACAGUUAAAAAAAGGAAAUGAGCUAGAAUUAAGAGCUUCCAGGAAAAGAUGGGGUUUUUCAGAGAGGUCAGUAGUCAAUGGAGGAGGGAGACCGUUCAGGGCUCGGGGACAGUCAGAGAAAAUGCCCGGAGCUAAGAGAGAGAGAUUUCGUUCCUGGCGCAGCUCUGGGGGUCAGCGUCUGAUACAUCUGUGACCUUCCCGCUCUAGGAACCUCUGUUAAGGGGGUAAAUUGCAAAGAAAGUGACCUCGUGCAUGGGUAGGGGGAGUUCCCUAGCCAAUGAGAUAAUCCCAGGGGAAGUCCCGCUCGGGCUGGGCGCAUUGGAUGAGAGCAAGGACAGGUAGCUCCGGCCUGGGGAGUGAGGGUGACCUUGCGCUGGCCGGCUGCUCUUCCCCGCCCCGUGGGCGUGGCCGUGGGGGCGUGGCCGUGGGGAUUAAAGGCAGGUCCGCGGAGGAGGCGGACGCUUCUUCCGCGCUCGCUCCUCGCCGCAGUGGGCGUGCUCCGUCUUCACGCACGCACUCCGGCCUCUGUCUCCUUGCUUUCCCCGGCUCUAGGUUCCGCGAUGUUGGCGCUACGCUGUGGCCCCCGCCUGCUUACCCUGGGCCUGGUCCCACAACGGAUCUCCUCGGCUCCGAAACUCGUCCGGGCCGGUGCACGCAGCAGCGCCAGUAGCUCUGACUCCGCGGCUGGAGGCGCCGCCAAGAAUCCACUCGUCUACCUGGACGUGGGAGCCGAGGAGGAGCCACUCGGCCGAGUGGUGCUGGAGCUCAAAGCAGAUGUGGUGCCAAAGACUGCAGAGAAUUUCAGAGCCCUCUGCACAGGUGAAAAGGGCUUCGGGUACAAGGGAUCAACUUUCCACAGAGUUAUUCCUUCAUUCAUGUGUCAGGCUGGUGACUUCACCAAUCACAAUGGCACAGGUGGGAAAUCCAUCUAUGGGAGCCGAUUUCCAGAUGAAAACUUCAUCCUGAAGCAUGUCGGGCCGGGUGUCCUAUCCAUGGCAAAUGCGGGUCCCAACACCAACGGAUCCCAGUUCUUCAUUUGCACGAUGAAGACAGACUGGCUGGAUGGAAAGCACGUCGUGUUUGGCCACGUCAAGGAAGGCAUGGACGUGGUGAAGAAGAUAGAAUCCUACGGCUCCAAGAACGGGAAGACGUCCAAGAAGAUCGUCAUCACAGACUGCGGCCAGCUGAGCUAACCGUCCGCCGCGGACGGCUUUUUGUUACUUGAACAUGUUGGUUCUAGUCUCCCCCUUUCCUGUUCUCCCCCGUUACAAAAGACUCCUUUUUUAAAGGGAUUCUUCGUGGCAUGCAUUGUGUCCAGAGAGGCCUGAAUUUGUGGCAGCAUCUGAUUUUUUUCUGACAUUGCUCUUUCAUUUUGAGCUUCUAUCUCUAGAUAUCUUUUUCCCAUCCAACUCACCAGGGCUUCCUUCUAGAACCUGAGCCUUAUGAGCCAUGCACCUAUUUAAGAGCCUUCAGGGUCUCUCUUGCUUCCGAAAAGGCAGGAUUGAGUGCAUUCAGCCUUGCUUUCAUAUGGGUGGUCACUCUUAGGGAAGUUAGCCAGGCUGGGUGCCUAUCUGCGUGCCCAUCAGCCUUAUCAACAAAGGGGAAGGUAUGGCCUGACUAAGGAGAGGAGAAAUCAAAUUUCACAAGUAUUAUUGACAAAAGGUGGCGAUAUUUUUUUCCCUCCCAGUUGGAAGAUCUAAUUAAUUUGUUUCACUAUUUAAAAACGCCUUCUCUUUUCUUGGAGAGAAGUGGGGGUACGGUUGAAAGAGCUCUGGUCUGAGAAUCUGGGACAGCUGGAUCUUGUCUUGGUUGUGUGACCUUGGGGAUGCCCCUUCCUCUCUGGGCUGUGCUUUCCUGGUGGACAGUGUCCAGAUAACCUCUCAAGGUUUCCCUUUCCCUUCUCUGAUAUCCUAGAAUUUUUUUAUGGUGGUGUAUUGGAACCUACCCAUGGUACAGCCAACAGAGGUCAUCUUUUUUCUUGAUUUUUAUCCUCCCAUCCUCCCCUCUCUGUAGCUUGCUCCUCAGCCCUGGGUUCUAGUAUAUCUGUACCCCUCUUCUCUUACACAAGGCUCCAUCUGCAGUGGACCCUCCAAGGGUCCCUUACUUGGCUGGCCAACAUCCUGACCUUGCUAAGAAGAAGAGACUUGAUUCUGAUAGUACCCCUGUUGCCUCUCAUUUCAACACUGAAGCAGGUGGAAGCCUUCUUUCUGUUUCAGGGUCCAUUUGCUCUCCUGUGCCUGACCAUAACUGGUGGGGACCAUGGAACCCGCAACAAGCCAUGGACUUGAGCCAGGCUCCCUUGGAUGUAGGAAACUGUGAAGUCAAAAAAUACUUCUGCUGUUCUUGAGACUUGCUCCACGUGGUAGAAGUGGGUUUUUGUAAACAAAUAUAGAGAAUUAAGCUGUGAGCAAUAUUGGUCCACUCUGAAUUUAUGUGUCUGGGUGGAAAGUCACCAAUAACUUGAAAACAUGUCUUAGGAAAGGCUUAUUGGUGGGGACUGGUGCUCCAUUGAUGCUAGAGGACACAAUUGACCUCUGUAUAGGUAGAUAACCUAGUUUCUAUUAAAAAAAUGUGCUGAGAUUAUUUGAAGCUGACUUAGUUUAUAAAAUCUUUUUUUAAACACUUGAUUGUCUGAUUUUAAUAAAAUGCAAAAAUAAAUCCU